AUGAGCUCCACAACGAGCGCACACCUCAAAUAUUUCCUUCCUCCGUCAGAUGGGCGGCGAGUGUACACCAAUAUUAACGCUGAUCCCGUGACUGGCAAGGCUGACCGUAGUUGGGUAGAGGACGAUCACGAAGCUCAGAUCGAGAACGUCCGUGGAAGUGAGGACGAUUACACUCUCGAUAAUUCUGGCUUCCAGUUCUACCGCCGCCCCGCCAAGCAUACCAGCGCGAGCAGUGCUGUCAUAUUUGACCACACUAUUCGACGCCAUCGACCAGGGGAAGCAGACGAUAGCCCACAAAGGCGUCAACCAGUCUCUCUUGUCCAUGUCGACCAUACCACAGCGUCCUCCAUAGCUCGCGUCCAUCGUCAUCUCCCACCCACUGAUGCGCCUGCUCUCCUUCGCCGCCGUUUCCAGAUCAUCAAUCUCUGGCGCCCCAUCUCUCACGCAGCUCUUGGUUGGCCCCUCGCGCUGUGCGAUUAUCGUAGUGUCGCCAAAAAGGAUUUGAUACCGGUUGCACUGAUCUAUCCGGAUAGGGAAGGGGAGAUAUUGGGUAUUAGAUACAACCCAAAUCACAAGUGGAAGUAUCUCAGGGGCAUGGAACCGGACGAGCUCGUGCUUAUCAAAUGCUUUGACUCUGUGCAAGACGGCAGCGUAGCGGUUAUGACUCCCCACACAGGAUUCCAGGAUCCGACGACUCCAGAAGAUGCCCCUCUGCGAGAGUCGAUUGAGCUAAGAGUUCUUGUUUUCUACGACUGA
Messenger RNA from Serpula lacrymans var. lacrymans S7.9, 756 nucleotides. RefSeq lists its product as uncharacterized. Gene Ontology annotation, molecular function: oxidoreductase activity. The record is from RefSeq and is a predicted model, not a curated record. Bases 1 to 756 code for a protein of 251 amino acids. Lineage: Eukaryota; Fungi; Basidiomycota; Agaricomycetes; Boletales; Serpulaceae. The transcript is spliced from 4 exons.